Messenger RNA from Fonsecaea erecta, 1089 nucleotides. RefSeq lists its product as hypothetical. The coding region runs from base 1 to 1089 and encodes 362 amino acids. NCBI's taxonomy places the organism in Eukaryota, Fungi, Ascomycota, Eurotiomycetes, Chaetothyriales, Herpotrichiellaceae. The transcript has a single exon. The record is from RefSeq and is a predicted model, not a curated record.
AUGCCUCGUAAAUCGACACCGACUCUUUCAAGACGCCGCUUGGAGUGCUUUACGCGAGACAAGCUCUUCAGUGAAAUCCAUUCUAUCACUGAGAUACCACCCCCCAAUGACUCGUGGGGAUCGAUUCUUUCGCAGCACUUGACCGGCUCAAUUCUUGACGAUCUUUCCAACCUUCAGACUCACUUGGAGAACGUCACGAAUGACGCGCUGAUCGACUGCGCCCUAGCACUCCGAUCCGCGCUCGAAUCCACCAUUAUGGCGCCGAGGGGCAGGAAACGACGACCCGGCUGUGCUAUCCAAAUGACCACAGGUGAGGACUUGUUGCGUGCCAGAAUGCGCAGGCUGCAGGGCCGUUCGAAGGCACAUCAUUCUUCCUCGUGGAAAGUGGUACGGCGUAAAGCCAGUGACGACAACAGCACGGGUCGGCUUCAAGAUACACAGGAUCUAUUCGCCGACUACCGACGCGGAAUUGAAUCACAGAGGGACGUGCUCGCAGCACAGAGAGACGAGCUCGCAGCACAGAGGGACGAGCUCGCAGCACAGAUAGACAAACCUGCGGCGACAUUGCGCACUAUAGAGGAGGAAAACUCUCGGAAGGACAAGGUCAUCAAGGACCUUAACGACCAACUACAGAGUACCUCUCUAAAUACUUCCGACGGUUUUUGCGAGGAUACCAGCACAAGCUGGACUGGCGGUGUCAUUACUGGCGGUGUUAACGAGGCAUGGCCUGCUCCGUCAGCGGUGGACCGAUUGAUGUGCUUAAGUUGGGGUCCAAUGUCAGAGGAUGAUCAGUUUAUCCAAGGCGACGAGGUCCCACAGUAUCACUCAUGGACGACAGACGUCAGCGAGUCGGAAGGUGGCCAAUUCUCCGCGGCAUCACAGGUGCUUUUCCCACCUAGAUGUUGCGAUCGGAUGCCAGUGGCCUUGACAAAUGAAGGCUGCGAACUCUGCCAAAUUCACUGUGAGCUGUUCACAUGGGUGUCUACCGCAGAGAUGGGUAUGGGUCCUUAUGUGGGGCUCACCCCCUGUCCGGCAUGCAACGGGCCAGGUUGUAAGUGGGUUCAAUUGAGUGGCAACUUGACGAACUAA